This is a messenger RNA of Gryllus bimaculatus (two-spotted cricket), 564 nucleotides long. Lineage: Eukaryota; Metazoa; Arthropoda; Insecta; Orthoptera; Gryllidae. The record is from the annotation of a GenBank genome assembly.
AUGCCGGGGAGAUUACGGUGGUACGCGAGCGUGCCGCAGUGGGAGGUGGCGCUGCCGCCGCCCGUGGUGACGCUGGGCGCGGCGCCGCAGCAGCGCGCUGCCGUCAUCGAGGAGCUGAAGCAGCUGGCGCUGCGCGGCUACGAGCUCUUCUCCUCCGUGCUGGAGCGCCUCUGCGCGCUCUCCGCGGACACGGACGGUGAGCCACGCCCUUCCUUCCCUCGCUCUGUCACUACUUCCGUUCUCAGCCUCCCCAUUCCUUCGCCCCCUCCAUUCUCUUGCUCCUCCAUUCGCUUGCUCCUCCAUCUUUGGACCCCUUCACUCUUUGGAACCCCUCUAUUCUUUGGCCCCCCUCUAUUCUUUGGCCCUGCGGCGCAGCUGGCGCGCGAGCAGGCGGCGUACAAGGCGCGCAUCGAGGAGAUCCAGCUGCGCCUCACGUCGCCCACGCUGGAGACGCGGCGCCUGGAGGCGACGGCGCCCGGAGGGGCGGGCGCGGCCGGCGCGGCGGACGUGGCGGCGGCGGAGCGCGACGUGCAGCGCCUCAUGUGGCCCAUCGAGGACGCCCUC